AUGAGAAAUAAAAUGAACUUUUUUGAUUUUAGCAAAUGGCUGCAGUGAAACAAAGAGUGAAAAAUUUAAAAAGCAGUUUGGGGUGAAGGCAGCCUGUUGCCUGGUGACGACCGGCAGCCGUGUGAGAAGUUCAACUGAAGCGGCGAGGAGACGUUUCUGCUCUCAGAAAGGAGAAACAGAUACGACCUGUUUGAAAUGAACUUUUAGUUACUUCAACGCUGCAACAAACGACAGAAUCUCUGACUCCGUGUUAAAGCGCCGUCAUCGCCAGCUCUGCAGCAUUUUAGCCUCCUUUAGCUGCUAGUUUUGGUUUUGCAGCACACGUCAAACACUCACUGCAGCACCACAUGUGGAUUCAUCCGCCGCUGGAAAUAGUCCCCAACAGAUGCUCUGUUUCCUCCUGUUAGUCUGAUAAAAACUACAGCGAGCAGCUGUUUGAGGAAACUACUUUUUAAACAGGAAACUCUCUGUGAGGCGUUUUUAAAGAUUUACGGAGCCUCCACAUGUCCCAGAGUGCACUGGGGCACAGCCUCCGACGCUCGUUGACUUCACCCCAGCGCUGACCUGCAGGUGGAGCAGGUGGAGCUACACCUCAGGCUCACUGUUAUUACUGAGGGAAUGAUAAACUACCAAAAUAAGAGCAGAGAAUUAUCCUUUAAUGUGCUCGUAUGGACAAACUGCUGUUUGUCGACUACAGUACCCAUGAGCCUCAGCGGCCGUUGCUAUGGUGACGACUAUAUCCAGAGUUGUAUCACAGUCAGAACAAAACGCUGCACCGCAGAUGCUGAACUGGUCUAGAACUGAUCCAAAAGCCCAAACUGAGUUAUACAGAUUUAUUUACUGGUUUGUGAGGACCAAACCCGCCUCAAGUACCUCUGGUAGCCUCUCAAGGACCUUGGAACCUUUCAAGGACUCCAGGAUCCUCUUCAAGGACCCCUGAAACUUCCUGAAGAACCAUUUGAGUCCGGUGCCCCUCAAGGUAUCCUGGAACCGUUUCUUCUGGUUUAACCUGGUUUGUGAAGACUUGGGUGAGUGUGUGUCGCUGUGGGGGGGCAGGAAUGGUGGUUCCUUGGCGUUAAAAGUUAAAUCCUAGUCGUCCCACAGAGUUUGAUGCGAACCUUCAUGUGAUUCGUUUGAGGAAGUGUCGACUUCCCUUCCGGAGAAAUCUGUCAGAACUAAAGGGAAGUUCGCUGAACUUCAGCAAAUCUUGGGAGGAUUCACUGUAAAUAGAACAAAUCUGUCAGCAGAUAUCUGAACAUCGGAGAGAUGUUAUGAAACGUUGGACUGGAUCCAGAUAUAUUUCGGAGGUGAUGAAUGGACAGUUUUUGCACAGUUGGCUGGUUGAUGGGAGGAGGCCAGAAACCAGAGCUGCUUGUUGCUGCAGAAGUUUGACAGAAAACGACUCGUCUUUCCUCCCGGACUGUUUCUGCGACUGAGACUUCAACAAGGUCAACAGACUGAGAGACAUGGCCAUGAUGACAGACUACCAUUAUGAGAACGAGGACGACAGCAGCGCCCUGUGGAUCAAAGAGGCUCCUCCUGUCUCUUUCUCAGGAGUCUCCAGGUUCAGACGCUGGUUGUUUCCUGCUCUGACAGCUACAGUCAUCCUGGUUCUGAUCAUAGCACUGGGAGCCAGCAACGCGAAGACGUCGAAUCGACUGUGGUCUGUGGAGCAGAGUGUUUCCAACCUGAGCGACGUCAUCCAAUCACUGAACGCCUCCCUGCAGCACGCUCAAGAAACAGCCAAAGACGUCCAGCGGCUGCAGUUUGCUGUGGAGAACAACAAGGACCAGCUGGCCUCAGUGUCGGAGGCGUUGAAGCAGCUGUCAGCUGUGGACUCUCUCAGCAGGAGCGUCGCCUCGCUCAAAUGUUCCCUCGAACGCAUCAUCAACAACAGCUCAGCAGUGGACGGUUGCUGUCCUCUGGGUUGGGAGCAGUUCGACCUCAACUGUUAUUUCUUCGGCAGUUUGUCUCUGUCCUGGAACGAGUCCAGAGUCUGGUGUGACAAACAUGAAGCUCACCUGCUCAUACUCCACACAGACAAGGAGUGGGAAUUUGUGACCCGUCACAGCGUUCCUGAAUUUUACUGGGUUGGUCUGUCGGACUGGAGGACCGGGCGGUGGGAGUGGGUCAACCAGACGCCGUACACGAUAGAGCGCAGGCGCUGGGUGCCCGGUCAGCCCGACAGCUGGGCUCAUCACGGCCUGGGCCCCGGGGACGAAGACUGCGCGCACCUGCACCGAAAUGGACGCCUCAAUGACUUGCACUGCUCCAUCAAGUUGCGCUACAUCUGCCAGAAACACAGCGUGCGUGUCUAAACAGCACCACCCAGCUCCACCCACACCGCUCACCUGAUAUUGUGGAUCUGUUGUAGAUUGUAACCAAAACACCACAACAUGAUCUGAACUGCUGUGACCGACCGUCAGGAAACUCAUCAUAGAUUGGACACAAAACAUCACCGAUGAGCUGCCGUUAGAAACUCAAGACAAUAAUAAAAACAA
Siniperca chuatsi (mandarin fish) is the source of this 2501-nucleotide messenger RNA. Its product is annotated as asialoglycoprotein receptor 1-like. The transcript has 9 exons. The record is from RefSeq and is a predicted model, not a curated record. The coding region runs from base 1467 to 2318 and encodes 283 amino acids. Lineage: Eukaryota; Metazoa; Chordata; Actinopteri; Centrarchiformes; Sinipercidae.